Messenger RNA from Torulaspora delbrueckii, 930 nucleotides. It is a transcript of the gene VID24, whose product is annotated as glucose-induced degradation complex subunit VID24. The transcript has a single exon. The record is from RefSeq and is a predicted model, not a curated record. Gene Ontology annotation, biological process: protein targeting to vacuole; protein catabolic process in the vacuole; negative regulation of gluconeogenesis. The coding region runs from base 1 to 930 and encodes 309 amino acids. Gene Ontology annotation, cellular component: GID complex; extrinsic component of membrane. Lineage: Eukaryota; Fungi; Ascomycota; Saccharomycetes; Saccharomycetales; Saccharomycetaceae.
AUGAUCAAUGAAGUGACUAAAAAACUGGCUAAGCCGGGAAAGAAAGUACAGAAUGUGGAGAGGGCAGUAUCGUUUGGUAGUUUAUCGUUAGAGAAGCAACAAUAUUUGAGAGCAGAUGAUUUAUACAAAUGUGCGUCGCGUGACUCAUUGUCUUCUUUACAGCAACUUGUGGAAAAAUCGAAUGGUUCACCAAGGAAGAAGUUUUUACUAGAUGAUCAUUCGCACUAUACGCACGCUCCAUCGACAGCUGCGCUGUCGACGGAUGCGUGCUGUACACAGACCAACUUUUUAAGGCCCAGGAUGGGUUUUUCGGGUUAUCAGAUCUCUGGUUAUAAAAAAUACCAGAUCGAAGUGAGUUUAAAGACUGUGAAUUUACCAUUGGGAAAUGAUAGUUCGCUUUCUCCACACCUAACGGGAUUUUUGACUAUUCGUGGGUUGACUAAUCAACACCCGGAGAUCACUACGUAUUUUGAAGCAUUUGCUGUGACCCAUCGCGAUCUGGGGUUUCUAUCGUCUAGUUGGGAUGACGAUUCAGUGAGAAAUUCUUACAAAGCGGAUGAUCAAACAGAUUUAGAGCAUUGGCUCAACUUCCCCGCGUUCAAACAAUUAUUUCUCGCAAGCGAUGCUCAGGACAGCGAUCGCCCCACUGUAAACGACGUCAUUGAAGGUAAUUGCAAAUUUGAGGAUUAUUUGGAACAAAGGUACAUUUUUAUGCGUUGGAAGGAGAAAUUCUUGGUACCUGAUGCAAUGAUCGAUGGUGUAGCUGGCGCAUCAUACGAUGGCUUCUACUAUAUUGUACAUGACCAAGUUACUGGUAACAUUCAGGGUUUUUACUACCAUCGGGAUGCGGAGAAAUUUCAGCAACUAGAGCUGGUACCUUCCUAUAAAUCGCUGUCAAACUGCAGCAACUGUACUUUUGAAUUUGCAUAA